Molecule: messenger RNA, 1087 nt
Organism: Limulus polyphemus (Atlantic horseshoe crab)
Lineage: Eukaryota; Metazoa; Arthropoda; Merostomata; Xiphosura; Limulidae
Product: protein prenyltransferase alpha subunit repeat-containing protein 1-like
Exons: 4
Biological process (GO): protein prenylation
Cellular component (GO): cytoplasm
Molecular function (GO): protein prenyltransferase activity
Source: RefSeq, a predicted model, not a curated record
UCUCCGAACAGUGACGAGUUUGACAUUGUUCCUGUUAGUGACCCCGUCAUCAACAAAUGUCCCAUCAUUCACAUUGAACACAAGGUAGCGCUGGAGAGCUGGUGUGUCAAACAUCUAUAUGUGUAUUGUUAUUCCAGUUUGAUGUGUUGGAGGAAAGGUCAACAAGAAGCAGGCCCUUACCCUCAGACACAGAGCUCCUGUUGCAGUGGACCCAAGCCGUGCUGCUGCUUAACCCUGACCUACAGAUUGCUUGGAAUAUUAGACAGGAGGUGGCUCUUGUUAAAACUGAAGCCAACAGACCAGAAUCCUAUGCCAAGAAAUGUAAUUGAUUCAGAGUUUGAUCUCUGUCAAGAGGCUGCCAGUCGCUAUCCUUGUAACUAUUAUGCAUGGAGUCAUCGUGCUUGGGUUGUUCAGCACCUUGUUAAAGACAUCACACAGGUGGUGCUAAACGACCUUCAGAAAACUGAAGAUUGGGUAUGUUGUCAUGUAUCGGAUCACAGUGGUUUUCAUUACCGCCAAUUUCUAAUUGGCCAUCUGUGUCGGCACCUGCUGUCGGUUGAAGGUAUCGGUCAUUCUUCUGUUAGAUCUUCACCAAGGUCGCCUUUUACAGAAGUAACGGGUGUUGGUUGUAGUUCUCACCCUCUGGUAUGCCAGUUAUUAGGUAAAGAAAUGAAGCUGACAUCAGAUCUAAUCCAACGUUAUCCUGGACACGAGACACUUUGGUAUCAUCGUCGGUGCAUUUUGUCUCUUGUAGCACAGCAUCAGAACAUAAACUUGUUACAGCCAUUUUUCAAACGUGAACUUUACUCCAAGUGCUCGAAAAAGUCCAGGAUAGAAUUGGCUCAUGAACUUUGUGAUAAAUUUCCUUGUAAUUGUGAGUCUGAAAGACAGUUUGUACUCGGUUGUUUACAACAAGAUAGCAACAAUAAUUGGCAAAAAUAUUUAAUCAAAAAACACACUCAGUGGCUGGAUGGGGUACUAGGUUGGUUCUUCCCGAUAUCUAUGCAGUGAAAUGGUUGUGGAUAAAUUUUAGCACUUGUCAGAAAUUACAAAAACUCCAAAUAAAUGAAACUUUUUUUUUUUUUUU